AUGCACAACACUCGGGACUUUGCCUUUUUGGAUGAAUUUUUCAAUCGGGGAAGUGGUGGUGGUGGUGUUGGGUGUGACGGGGACGCUGUACAGCUCGACCCUCUUACAGAACCAGAUCGAUCUCGAUCCGAAUCCACUGGGGUUCAGAAUGGUGACAAAUGGGAGCAGUAUGAUUUCCAAAUGAACGUGAUUAUGGAUGGGGCUUCGGCAUAUAUGGAAGCGAUAGGAGCAAUAAUGUGUCCUGAUGAUAUCAGUGGUGGCGUGCAGACAACCUGUGCAGCUAUGGUGAAUGGUAUUUUUCCCUUUACUCAACUCAUUUUUGAAGGCAUUCGCAUGGCUUAUACCGUCUCCGCUCAUUCGCGUGAGCAGCUAAGCGAAGAAACCUGUGAGGAAGCGAUGGCUUCAGUUGAGGAUGUUGCUGCAGUCUAUCUUGCGUGGCUGGCAGGGGAACAAGGAGACGAUGAUAUUGUUGCGGAGUUGUCAACCUUGACCGCCAAGCUCGACGAUCAGCAGAAGCAGAUGGUCGUAUUGCAGACCAUGGUUCAGGAAUUGAUGGUUGCUAUCAAGAAGAACGCCAAGAAGGAAGAUGAUCUGUCACAGGAAUAA
This is a messenger RNA of Seminavis robusta, 606 nucleotides long. NCBI's taxonomy places the organism in Eukaryota, Bacillariophyta, Bacillariophyceae, Naviculales, Naviculaceae. The record is from the annotation of a GenBank genome assembly.